AUGACUCAGUCACUUCCGUCAAAUGCUCUAGAUGAGCCUGAUGCGUCUGCAACGCAGUCCGUUGUGACUGGUACGGGCGUCAUGGAUCUAGAUGAGCCUCAAGUGACAGACAUGCGUCCGCGACAAACUUCACUCGACACUCCUCCUCAACGCGUUGGCAAUGCUGCGCUAGUCGACGACCCAUUCGAUGACGGCAAACGCGGCAGAUUGCCAGAGCCCCGUGGCAGCGCGAUUCUGUCGGCCAAUGCGGCUAAGAGGAAGAAGAAGAAGGCAAACAAGAAGAAAGCGACACCCCUGGGGUCGGUGAAUGCGGUCAGAGGCUUCACACCUACCGAGUCUGGUGCUGAAUCAGAGAUCUCGACCGCGAACACGAGUCCGCGCAUUGCCUCACCUCAACCACGUUUCCCGCCACUAGCUGGCGCGAGUCCCCUCAUUAGGCCUGCCUCGCCUGGUAUCAGCAACCUGAAAGCUCAACUAGAUGCCCUAAAUCUGCGAAGCGCCGCAACAAGUCGCGAGCCUUCCAGAGUGCGACAUAUUGAGUCUGGCGCUGAGAGCAGCGCUGCAAGCGCCGGGUCUGACACUCCCGCCGAAGAGGUGACCGAAGACAUGGAGAGCUAUCACAUUCAUAUCGACCACGACUUUGUCAGUCAGGAUGUGGCUGCAGAGUCCUCCGUCUCGACUGCUACGAUGACCCCAGACCAAAUCGCCAGCUCUCUCAUUGCCAGAAAGAUGACGGCUGAAGACUUCACGCCCAUCAAGUACCUCGGAGACGGUGCCUUUGGCACGGUCUUGCUCGUCCGUCAGAAUGCAACGGGUAAGCUAUUCGCUCAGAAGCAGCUGACAAAGGCGUUCUUGAAAGUUCAUAAGAAGAGGGUUGAGAACACGAUGUCCGAGCGGAGCAUCUUGGAGCUGGUCAACCGACACCCUUUCAUCGUCAAUCUGUACUACGCAUUUCAGGACCACGAGAAGCUCUACCUCAUCCUACAAUAUGCAUCUGGCGGCGAGCUAUUCAGGCAUUUGGAAAUGGAGAAGUUCUUUUCAGAGGAAGUCGCAGCAUUCUAUAUCGCCGAAAUUGUGCUGGCGUUGGAAUACUUGCAUGAGGUGGUAGGCGUCAUCUACCGAGACCUCAAACCAGAGAAUUGUCUUCUAGACGCCGAGGGUCAUCUACUUCUGACCGAUUUUGGCCUCAGCAAGGUUGCAGUUGAGGACGCAAGCACGCCUGGCGGAAGUCGCUGCAAUAGUCUGGGUGUGGGAACAAUCGAAUACAUGGCACCCGAGAUCAUCAGAGGAUCCGACGAGACCUCGUACGGCCCAGGCUACGGCAAAGCAUGCGACUGGUGGUCUCUGGGAGCCAUGGCCUGUGACCUGAUGACUGGCAAGCCCCCGUUCGGUGGGGGUAACUGGACCAAGAUUCAGCAGAACAUUUUGCACGCAAAGCUCGCCCUACCGUAUUACCUAUCACCCGACGCUAAGGACUUAUUGACUCGUUUGCUACGCAAAGAGCCUCGCAAACGACUUGGUGUCGGUCAUGGCGACAUCAACAUCAUCAAGAAGCACAGAUUCUUUCGCAAGAUCGAUUGGGCCAAGUUGGAAGCCAGACAGCUCGAGCCGCCCAUCGUACCGUUGGUCACGAACCCAGAGCUGGCAGAGAAUUUCGCCAAGGAGUUCACAGACAGGACGGUAGAUCCUGUUCAACGGCGCCACAGCAGAGCUAUGAGCCAGUCAGACCCCUUUGGCGGGUUUUCCUACGUGGCAAGCUCUUCCCUGCUGCAGCAAUCGAUGCUUUCAGACCUCGAGGAGGCUGUUGAUGACUAG
This is a messenger RNA of Cyphellophora attinorum, 1815 nucleotides long. RefSeq names its product Serine/threonine-protein kinase psk1. NCBI's taxonomy places the organism in Eukaryota, Fungi, Ascomycota, Eurotiomycetes, Chaetothyriales, Cyphellophoraceae. The record is from RefSeq and is a predicted model, not a curated record. The transcript has a single exon. Gene Ontology annotation, molecular function: protein serine/threonine kinase activity; ATP binding. The coding region runs from base 1 to 1815 and encodes 604 amino acids. Gene Ontology annotation, biological process: protein phosphorylation.